This is a messenger RNA of Salvia hispanica, 1215 nucleotides long. Lineage: Eukaryota; Viridiplantae; Streptophyta; Magnoliopsida; Lamiales; Lamiaceae. The record is from RefSeq and is a predicted model, not a curated record.
UGGUCAUCUUUCAGUUUUGAUAAGAGGUUUUUAUUUGAUUCUUGUAGUAAUUUGCAACAAACAAUGGUUCCCGACAAGGAAAACUUUGCCCUCUCCGGCCCAACAUUUCCAACCACAGUUGAUUGGAACAAUUCGAAUCACAAGAGAUCGGUAGCUGCAAGCCUAAUCCAAGGCGUCUACGUGUUAGAAAGCGACCGACGGAAUGGCCGCGGAGGCGGCCCUCUCGCCCUGGCUCCGCCGUGGUGGAAGAGUUUCGGCUUUGAACUGCACCGGGUGUUGACCAACGACCAAGGCCAGUACUUCGCCGCCGUCUACGAGUUCAACUCCCCAUACAACGUAGGCCAACACCCACCACAAUACGUUGUCGCGUUCUGUUACGACCUCAACAACCUCGCCUACUGCAUCUGCUGCAGAGACGAGCCCAGCUGCAGAGACGAGUCCAGAGACGAGCCCAGCUGCAGAGACGAGUCCAGCUUCCUCGUCAACAUCGCCAAAUUCAACGAUGGCAGGCUCGGCAAGGUGGAGGAUCUUGUGACCACCUUAAAUUGUAUGAUCAAGAAUUUCAAGGCCAACACAAACUUCCAGAUUGGUCUGGAAGCUUCUGCUGAUGUCAUCUCCAGGGUGGACAAACACCCUGGAAAUGUCUGGCUAGUGGGACAUUCCAUUGGAGCGUCCCUAACUUUACUAAUAGGAAGGAACAUGGUGAAGAGCCACUCGGCCCAUCUCGAGACCUACCUCUUCAACCCCCCUUUUGCCUCGCUCCCGAUCGAGUCGAUCCAGAGCGAGAGGCUAAAGCAAGGGUUGAGGCUGGUUAGCACUGUCGUCACUGCUAGCCUGGCUGUGGCCACCAAGGUGGCCACAGGGCCCAAGACCCAGGACGACAAGGCAUUUACUAUGCUCUCAUCAUGGGUCCCACAUCUUUUUAUCAGCUCGUCUGACAUGAUAUGCUCAGAAUAUGCUGGAUAUUUCGAACACAGGGAAAAUAUGGAGGCGAUCGGGGCGAGGAAGAUUGGGAGGAUGGCUACGAAGCACUCGAUCCGAAGCAUGGUGUCGAGUUCUCUGGGGAAGAUGGAUUCGGAGCCAGUGCAUCUUCUUCCAUCGGCGUUUCUGACGAUCAACACCGGCGCACUGCCGAAUUUCAAGGAGGCUCAUGGGAUUCAUCAAUGGUGGAACCCGAAUUCGGAGUUGAAAUACAAAUCCUACAGUUACAAUUAA